AUGGCUUUCGUGACUUUCCGUAAUUCUCUCCCUUCACCGGCUCGUCUCGUCCGCUCUACCAUGUCGAUUUCACAACAAGCGCAUCAGCAAUUUCAGAGUCGCCCGUACUCCUUUGCUUCAUAUCUGGUAACACCCAAGGAGUUGGAUACUGCCCUCAAGAAGAACCCAGCUACAAAGAUCUCGACCGCUCCUCGCGUAGUCCCUCUAUGCGCCGCCUGGUUCAUGCCAAAUGACCCCGAGGGUCGCAAAGGAAUUGACAUCUUUCGCAACCACCGCAUUCCGGGAGCUCGUUUCUUCGACCUCGAUGCCGUCAAAGAUCAUGAGUCUCCUUACCCGCACAUGCUGCCCACCGCUGAAACCUUCGCCGAAGCUAUGAGCGAGCUGGGGAUCCGGCGGGACGACGAGGUGGUGGUUUACGAUUCCGCGGAGGUUGGCAUUUUCAGCGCACCCCGCGUCGGCUGGACGCUUCGAGUCUUCGGCCACCCUCGGGUCCAUGUUCUAAACAAUUACAAGGUGUGGGUUGCUGAGGGUUUCCCCACGGAGACCGGAGAGCCUCAGCAGCCUGAGAAGACCAACUACCCCGUCCCUACGUACGACUCGAAGCUUGUGAUUCCCUAUCGGGAGCUGAAGGAGAUCGCCAAGGAGCACAGAAAGGAGGGUGCCAAAGAAGUGGAGAUCCUUGAUGCACGGUCCUAUGGCCGCUGGGCGGGCACCGACCCCGAACCGCGCCCGGGCUUGUCUUCGGGGCACAUUCCGGGCUCCAAGAGCCUCCCGUUCCAGGAGCUGCUGGACCCCGAUACUAAGACGUUCCUGCCCGGGCCCGAGCUGCGCAAAAUCUUUGAGAGCAAGGACAUCGAUACGAGCAAGUCGAUUAUCAGCUCUUGUGGCACUGGUGUAACGGCGACUAUCAUCGAAACGGCAUUGGCUGAGGCGGAAUUUGGCGAGCCGAACCUUCGGAGGGUUUACGACGGGAGCUGGACUGAAUGGGCACAGCGUGUCAAGCCCGAGGAGGGCCUAAUUAAGAAGACGGGCCGCUGUGCCGUGCGAGUAUUUUCAGCUUUAAGCCACGCGACCUGUCUGGUUGAUCGCCCGAGGGCAAUUAUGACGACCGGACGCAAGGUCUUCCACUGCGCCGUGGAUGAGACGGCGUUAACCACCAACAUCAGCGAAAUCAAAAAAUGGACGACCAACGGGGCCAUCACCCUGAUUGUGCCUCUGUACACCCUUGAACGCCUCCAUGCACUGAAGAGAGCCGGGUCGCAGGUCGCCAUCAAUGCCCGUGAGGCUGUCCGCUUCCUCGACCGGGUCACAUCCGGCAAGGACAACAUAUCCUCCGAACGUGUCGUUUUACAGGGUCCCAUGGAGCAAUACGAGAAGUGGGCGGAGGCAGAGAAGUUCUUUCUGCCCGAGUUCGAGGAGGAUCCGGAGGCGAUCGACGGACUUGCCUCCGACAGCCCGGCGGCGCACCCCGAUGGAAAAAGCAAAGGACAGAAGAAGAACGGCGCUUCACCAGACGACCUAUCUCAAAUGCUACUCAGCAAGCUGAACUUCAAGAAGGAACUCGACGCGGUCUCGAAUACGUCCAACGGCACCCACAGUGCACCCUCCCGCCCGUCUUCCCGCAGCUCUAGAACCAGCCCCGAAUGUGCGAACUCGCAGGUCAUAAGCAAUGGAGGACCAUCGAAGGAUAAUAAGGCGAAGCGCAUCGACGGUCACCGUCGUUCUGCGUCUGGAUCGACCAUCCCUACGGUUCCGCCAGUGCUUCGACCGCUACUCAGUGCGCUGUUGUGGCGACUGCACCACGGGCCUGAUGCCUCGAACGCGACCAAGACCUGUAUCUUAAUCACGAACGAUCGACAGACCCAGAUUUGGGCCCAAAAGUUCGGUAUUGGGGUCAAGAACAUUCAUCAGCUGCGGACAUCGAUUCAGUACGAAGAGCGAGAAUAUAAAAACCGAUGCAAGUACGUUGAAAAGACCCAGGCGACCAGCGAGCCUAAGUCUCUUCUCUCGUACGAGGACGAGAGCGACGAAGAUGAGCUUGUCUUUGUUCCUCGCGGCCGGGGCAAGGGCGCAUCGCGGGGAGGGGGCUCUCGUGGGGCCAACAGUCGCAAGGCGCCUGCCGCCAAGAGUGUUGCGCCGCCUGUGGAGGCUACCAUGGAGAUUCCCACCCAGCCUAUCGACCCCAACUCGUUCAGCCGCUCUCUUGGUCCUUCUAAGCAAGCUCCUACCGUCGACCUUAGCACUCAGUCGGGUGCGGCACGGGGCAUGGCGGGUGCGUCUCGGAACCAUGCCAACAACCGCCGAGGACCCUCAAGGGGUCCGACUCGUGGUAACAGCCGAGGCCGUGGAAAGCUCUGGGUUCCUUGA
This is a messenger RNA of Aspergillus saccharolyticus JOP 1030-1, 2367 nucleotides long. RefSeq names its product thiosulfate sulfurtransferase. The record is from RefSeq and is a predicted model, not a curated record. Gene Ontology annotation, molecular function: thiosulfate-cyanide sulfurtransferase activity. Gene Ontology annotation, cellular component: mitochondrion. The transcript is spliced from 4 exons. Lineage: Eukaryota; Fungi; Ascomycota; Eurotiomycetes; Eurotiales; Aspergillaceae. Gene Ontology annotation, biological process: transsulfuration. The coding region runs from base 1 to 2367 and encodes 788 amino acids.